UCUUUAGGAUCAAUUGGAUACUUUCAGGCUAAUUGAACCCUGUAUUUGCGGAGCAGGAAAAAAUUUUGUGGAUCAUCAUAACCAGGAUAGAGCAAUGGAGUUUUUGCAGGGUUUGCAUGAACGAUUCUCUUCUCUGCACAGUCAUAUUCUCCUAAUGGAUCUUGUACCUUCAACUACAAAGAUCUACAAUCAUGUAAGGCAGGAGGGGGAACAACAAGGUAUAAACUCUUCUUCUGUACCUUCUAUUGAGUCUGCCACUUUGAAUGUUUCUCAUAGACCUCCAAGGACGUUUGCUCCUGCUGGAGACAAUGGUGCAAAUAAGGAAAACAAACGUCUCAGACCAUUUUGUGAACACUGCAAUAAGCAUGGAUACACCAAAUCAACAUGCUGGAAACUCAAUGGCUACCCCAAGGAUGCACUACGGUUCCGUGACAUGGAUUUUCACUCGGCUGCUGCUACACAUAUAGCGCCUAUUGCUGCAUAUGUUGCGCCUGCUGCUGCAGCUUCUAUUUCCGCUGCACAAUAUGCUCAUCUUUUGUCCCUGCUUGAACCAGCCAAUGGAGGCCAUAACGUAGCCCCAUAUGCAAACUUUGCAGGACCGUCGCACGAACAAGGAGAUUGGAUGGAGUGACUGUGUUGCCGGUAUCUAUCAUUUUCGUUUUC
This is a messenger RNA of Papaver somniferum (opium poppy), 663 nucleotides long. RefSeq lists its product as uncharacterized. Lineage: Eukaryota; Viridiplantae; Streptophyta; Magnoliopsida; Ranunculales; Papaveraceae. The record is from RefSeq and is a predicted model, not a curated record. The coding region runs from base 95 to 631 and encodes 178 amino acids. The transcript has 2 exons.